UCUCACUGCGCAUGCGCGGCUCAGGGAGCACGCAGCGCGGCAAUCGCCGGUGCGCUGUGUCCCUCGGACACAGCGGAUCACAGAAAGAUCCGAAGAUGUCGGCUCGGUCAUGUGAUCAGCUGUGUCCAAUCACAGCUGAUCACAUGGGACAUGUACACUGAUCAUCAGGGCACUGAUGAUCAGUGUGCCCUGAUGAUCAGUGUGGCCCCAGAAGUGCCACCUGCCAGUGCCCAUCAGUGCCACGUGCCAGUGCCCAUCAGUGCCACAUCAAUGCCACAUAUCAGUGCACACCAGUGCACAUCAAUGCCACAUAUCAGUGCAUACCAGUGCACAUCAAUGCCACAUAUCAGUGCCCAUCUGAGCUGCCUUUCAAUGUCACCCAUCAGUGUCAGUCAGUGCCACCUAUCAAUGCCAAUCAGUGCCACCUAUCAGUGCUGCCAAUCAGUGCCACCUAUCAGU
This is a messenger RNA of Staurois parvus, 459 nucleotides long. Lineage: Eukaryota; Metazoa; Chordata; Amphibia; Anura; Ranidae. The record is from the annotation of a GenBank genome assembly.